Messenger RNA from Seminavis robusta, 1163 nucleotides. NCBI's taxonomy places the organism in Eukaryota, Bacillariophyta, Bacillariophyceae, Naviculales, Naviculaceae. The record is from the annotation of a GenBank genome assembly.
CGGAUUCGAUUCUGUCUGAAAGGUUCAGCAUGGUCUUUGGGUUUAGGUGUUGUUCGUACAUGUACACUGUACCGACAGCGGCGGCACCGUACCAUCGUCGGGUUGCUUGUGAACGAGUACCGGAACGGUGUACGGAAAACGGAACAGUACGAAGCAACCAAAUCUUAUUAAUGCUUUCAAUGGUGAAAAGCAACCAGUGAGAAGAGAGCAAUAAUUAAAAACGCUACCGUCCCACCCGGUAGGUUCAUUAUGCCUCUCUGUUCAUCCGGUUUCAGGUGUGAAAAAAAGAUUCCUCUACCGCCGCCAAAGAUACCGUUCAAAACAUCUCUCCGUCUCUCCAUGCAACUCCCUCAUUUUCACAACGCAACCCCUUAGUUUGCACAUGCCAAGCUCACGAACAGCUCUGGUCCAUUGCUCUCUUCAUUUGAAGGAAUCCCCUGCCUCCUCCAAAAAAGAAAUUCCACUGUACCAACUGCUUGCUACCGGUAGGCCGGCAGUAGAUUGCGGUUGUGGGUGGCGAAGAAGAUGAUUACCACCACUAGAUACCCCUCCAAUAAUCCGACUACCAUAGGGAGGGACAAAGAUCGGGAUACUCCUUCAAACUUUGAGUUGUCCAAUGUGGUUGUGAGCCAAGCCUCAAUUGUGCUUCCAUUCAGCCCUCGUACCGCCUACUUUGCCUUUUCGAACUUUAGCCGACACUCAGAAUGGAACCCUCAAUUGACCAAGGUCGAGUAUGUGGACGGGUCGAGGAAUGAAGCCAGGUGGACGAUGGAGAGCUACGGGAUCAAAUUUGGCUGGUCAACCGUUCCGGUACGGCAAGAACCCAACAAACUGCUGGUGUGGCGCAGUGUGAAGGGGCUUCAGCUUCAGGGAAGAGCCGAGUUUGAAGAGUACGAAGAAGGUCAAACGAGGAUGCUCUUUACUAUGUGCUACGUGGCUCAGAGAAAAGUCAAGUCUUCAUCCUUUGCAGGCCCGAGCAAACGUGAGAGUGCUCAAUUGAGAAUGAUGUUGGAGUCGUUUCGUGAUGCAGUGUCCAAGGAAUUGAAGAGCGAGAAGUCGCAGGAGGAGGAAAGCGCAGAGUAAGCAGUAGAAUGCAAGCCAAGCAGAAAAGUGGAAACCCAUUAGUAUUGUCAUUUUAAUAGUCUAGCUCAAUACGACAAACG